AUGUCUCCUGCCGUAAAGAACAUCACCGCUGAGCCCAACUUGGACAUCAGCUUCCAGGACUCCCUCAUCCUGUCGAAGCUCGUUUUCGACUGGGCGGACAGCUAUGAUGCAAAGGACUGGGACCGCCUCCGCAGCAUCAUUGCCCCAACUCUGACGGUCGACUACACCAAGAUCGGUCUGAAAAGAUGGGACAACAUGGCCGCUGACGACUACAUGGCCAUGAUCACCCACCCCGGCUUCCUGGGUGACAAAACCAUCAAGACCCAGCAUUUGCUUGGUCAGACAUGGUGGGAGAAGAUCUCCGAUACCGAGGUUAUCGGUCACCACCAGCUCCGUGCGGCGCACCAGGUCUACGAGACUGAAGCCUUGGAGACAGUCAAACUGCGUGGUCACUCUCAUGCUACCAAUGAGCACUACUAUCUCAAGAUCGAUGGUAUCUGGAAAUUUGCUGGGUUGAAGCCGAAUGUGCGCUUUGAUGAGUUGCGCUUCAAUGAGGUUUUCAAGGGACUUGACUAG
This is a messenger RNA of Penicillium egyptiacum, 516 nucleotides long. The record is from the annotation of a GenBank genome assembly. Lineage: Eukaryota; Fungi; Ascomycota; Eurotiomycetes; Eurotiales; Aspergillaceae.